Messenger RNA from Pseudovirgaria hyperparasitica, 1065 nucleotides. Its product is annotated as NAD(P)-binding protein. The coding region runs from base 1 to 1065 and encodes 354 amino acids. The record is from RefSeq and is a predicted model, not a curated record. The transcript has 4 exons. NCBI's taxonomy places the organism in Eukaryota, Fungi, Ascomycota, Dothideomycetes, Acrospermales, Acrospermaceae.
AUGCCAGCAACUAAAGUAUUCCUGACAGGCAUCACAGGCUACAUUGGCGGAGACAUCUUCCACGUCCUUCACGACAAACACCCGGAUUGGACAUACAGCGUCCUCGUCAGAUCGCAGGACAAGGCUGAUAAGAUCAAAGCAGCUUUCCCAGAUGUGCGAACCGUGUUGGGCGACCUGGACAAUUCCGCGAUCCUGACCGAGGAGAGCUCCGGCGCCAAUAUCGUUAUUCAUACAGCCGAUGCAUCCGACCACGCAGGUGCCGCCAGAGCCAUUGCAGAGGGCAUCCUGAAGGGCCACAGCAGUGAGAACCCAGGCUACUAUCUUCACACCUCCGGCACAGGCAUCCUCACAUACACCGACUCCGAAGCCGACCGCUACGGCGAGCCCACCGACAAGAUCUACGACGACUGGGAAAACGUCGACGAGCUGACCCAUCUCCACGAUUCCGCUUUCCACCGGGACGUCGACAAGAUUGUCCUCGACGCAGGCAUCCGCCACGCAGACGUUGUCAAGACGGCAAUCGUAUGCCCACCGACCAUCUACGGGGCUGGCCGCGGACCCAUCUCGUCGCGCAGCCGGCAGGUCCCCGAACUCGCAAAAUGCACACUCAAGCUGCACAAAGCGCCCGUUGUCGGCUCUGGCAAGGCCACGUGGAACAAUGUACACAUUCACGACCUCUCGGAGCUGUACCUCCUGCUCGCCGAGGCCGCAGCAUCGUCAGACAACAAGCACAACGACCACGCACAGCUAUGGGGUGCCAAAGGCUACUUCCUUGCCGAGAACGGCGAGCACGUAUGGGGCGAGCUAGCGAGAGAGAUAGCGACCGUGGCGGUGCAGAAGGGAUACAUCCCGGCGCCGGCGCAGACGCGCGCGAUGGGCAAGGAUGAGGCAUGGGAGACGGCUGAUUUCCAGGCGUUGAGUUGGGGCUUGAAUUCGAGGGCGAAGGCGAAGAGGGCGAGGGAAGUAUUGGGAUGGGCGCCGAAAGCGCCUGCGUUGGUGGAUGAGGUUCCUGAUAUUGUUGAUGUGGAGUAUCAGCUCUUGCAAGAGAACCAGAAGAAAGGGUGA